Messenger RNA from Colossoma macropomum (tambaqui), 2145 nucleotides. RefSeq names its product cytochrome P450 2B2-like. NCBI's taxonomy places the organism in Eukaryota, Metazoa, Chordata, Actinopteri, Characiformes, Serrasalmidae. Gene Ontology annotation, cellular component: intracellular membrane-bounded organelle; cytoplasm. Gene Ontology annotation, molecular function: oxidoreductase activity, acting on paired donors, with incorporation or reduction of molecular oxygen, reduced flavin or flavoprotein as one donor, and incorporation of one atom of oxygen; heme binding; iron ion binding. The transcript has 10 exons. The coding region runs from base 120 to 1625 and encodes 501 amino acids. Gene Ontology annotation, biological process: xenobiotic metabolic process. The record is from RefSeq and is a predicted model, not a curated record.
CCUUUGGAAUUGGUAGAGCGUUUUUUUAAAAACCUCUCUCUCUCUCUCUCUCCCCCUCACCCUACUCCACUCCUGGUUAAAAGGACUGAGAAACUGAGCCCUCCUGCAUUUCUCUCAGAAUGGAGUCUGUGCUGAAAUAUUUGGACUGGACCAGUGUGAGCUUGGCCCUGCUGGCUGGUCUGCUCAAUCUGCUUUUGUUGGAGAUCUUCAGGUUGAAUUCAUCCAGGAGCCGAAGCCCACCUGGACCCAAACCACUGCCCUUUGUGGGUAACCUGCCCCAGCUCUCAAAAGAUCGAAUGGCCUUCAUCAGAUCGUUGCCGAAAUAUGGUGAGAUGUGCUCCAUAUACCUGGGCAGGAAGCCAACGAUUAUACUGAACAACAUGCAGCUUGCAAAGGAAGCUUUUGUUCAGAAUGGGACCGUGUUUUCUGGGAGGCCUCUUCCACCUUUACAAGCGUGGAUCAACAAAGGCUAUGGUAUUAUUGGAGCCAAUUAUGGUCACUCUUGGAGGCAGCAGCACCGCUUUGCUCUGCACACACUGUGUGACUUUGGUCUAGGAAAGAAAACUGUGGAGGAGCGUGUGUCUGAGGAGGCGCAUUACCUCAUCAAGGAGAUGCUCAAACAAGAAGGGAAGCCUUUUAAUCCCAUCCACCAAUUUAUGAAUGCAGUUUCCAACAUAAUCUGCUCCAUCAUCUUUGGAGACCGCUUUGAGUACGACAACAAUCACUUUGCUAACCUGCUUGAAAUUCUGAAUGAAAACGUUCGGUUUGCUGGAUCAACUGCUGCUCAGAUCUUCAACUUGGUCCCAAUUAUAAAAUACUUUCCAGGGCCGCAUCAGAAGAUAUGGAAUAAUGUCGAAGCCUUAAAAAAAUUUCUCCUUGAAAUUGUGGAGGAGCACAAGAAGACUCUGGAUCCAGUAAACCUCCAGGACUUCACUGAUGCUUACCUGAUCCAGAUGUCCAAGCAAGAGGCAAAGGAAGACUCUACAUUCCAUGUGGAGAACAUGAUGAAGUCAGUCCUCGACCUGUUCAUAGCUGGAACAGAAACUACAGCGACCACCCUCAGAUGGGGCCUCAUUUACAUGAUGGACCACCCUGACGUCCAAGAGCGCUGUCAUGAGGAGAUCGUUCGGGUACUGGGUUUUGACUGCUCUCCCUGCAUGGAAGACCGCCCACAGCUCCCAUACACUUACGCCACUGUUUAUGAGAUCCAGCACUAUGCUAUCAUCACUCCUCUUGGCCUGAUUCACCAAACCACUCAACCAGCACUGCUACAAGGAUACCACCUGCCCAAGGGAUCUACAAUCAUGGUCAACUUAAAGGCCAUCAUGACUGACAAACAGCACUGGAAGUAUCCAGACACGUUCAACCCAGAGAACUUUCUGGAUGAAAAAGGACAGUUCUGCAGAAAUGACGCCUUUCUGCCAUUCUCUUUGGGUCCGAGGGUGUGUCUGGGUGAGUCUCUGGCAAAGAUGGAGCUCUUCAUCUUCUUCACCUCUCUGCUCCAGCGCUUAAAGUUCUCAUGGCCUGCUGGAGCUCCACGCCCAAACAUGGAUGGCAUCGUAAGCGUGGUUCGUUCUCCAUACCCCUUCGAUACCAUCUGCCGCAGCAGAGAGACCACCCACUGAAUCAAGUUUGCCCUUUACAUGUGAAUGGACAACAUCACCCCAGCAGAACUUCCCCUUCUUUAACACAUCUAAUCAAUCUCACUAAGAACACAUUAUCAAGCUCUUUCUUUCUACUAGGACCAAUCAGGGGUAAAUGUACAACAUAUGAUGUUUUCCACCAAAACAAAGGAGUUAGAUGGUUUAAAAGGAAUGUUGAGAAAAAAGGCCAGUUCUAUAAUAUUAUAUUGCUGCCCAAAUGUCUGAGUUUAAGUUUUGAUUCAAAAAGUUCUGACAAGACAAAUGGAAAAGAUAUAUUUAAGAUUCUGCAUUUAUGAUUUAUUACUGAGGCAUUAAGAAGAAUCAAAAGUAAAAUAACUCCCUUAUAGACAUCAGCUCACAGUUGAAGGUUGGGAAAAAUAUUUAAUGUGUAAAAUACAAUUAACAGUGUGCUAUAAAAUGUUUUAUUGAUCAUAGUUUCUGCUUAAUAAAGUAAUUUACUACUUUCACUACUACUAUUGAGACUAUUAAAAGUAUUAUCCAG